AUGGUGAAUUGCCAGGAGGUUUUGACAAAGAAUACAGUGGUGGGUCUUGGGCUGGGACAGUUUCUAUCUCUUCUCAUCACUUCAACUGGAUUCCUGUCUUCUGAACUUGCUAAAAAAGGAAUCAAUGCACCAACAUCUCAGUCUUUUUUGAAUUAUAUAUUAUUGGCACUGGUGUAUGGAGGCAUUAUGCUCUAUAGAAGGAAAGCUCUCAAGGCAAAAUGGUAUUACUAUGUCCUGCUUGGAUUGGUUGAUGUUGAAGCUAAUUUUCUUGUGGUCAAGGCAUACCAGUACACGUCCAUUACAAGUGUCAUGCUACUGGAUUGUUGGGCUAUCCCAUGUGUCCUAUUUUUCACCUGGUUCUUUUUGAAGACGAAGUACAGAUUCAAGAAGUUGGUUGGUGUAGUAAUUUGUAUUGCUGGCCUUGUGAUUGUUGUCUUUUCAGAUGUACAUUCUGCAGAUAGAGCAAGCGGUAGUAACCCCAUUAAAGGUGAUUUACUUAUAAUUGCUGGGGCCACGCUUUAUGCUGUUAGUAAUGUUGCUGAGGAAUUUUUUGUUAAAAGUGCUGAUAGAGUUGAACUUAUGUCAUUCUUGGGAAUUUUUGGUGCCAUUGUCAGCGCUAUCCAAAUAAGCAUACUCGAACGCAAUGAACUUAAAAGUAUUCACUGGUCAGCUGGGGCGGCGCUUCCUUUUGUCGGAUUUUCGAUGGCCAUGUUUUUGUUUUACUCAGGUGUUCCAAUCUUAUUAAAGAUUAGUGGGUCUACAAUGCUUAAUUUGUCUUUGCUCACCUCUGAUAUGUGGGCUGUUUUAAUUCGUAUCUUUGCGUACCAUGAAAAGGUUGAUUGGAUGUAUUUUGUAGCCUUUGCUAUCGUUACUGCCGGGCUUAUUGUUUAUUCAGUGGGCGACGAAAUGGAGGAAAACCCGGCUGAGGUUGGAGAUGAGGAGGUCGAGCAAAGCAAGUGCUUUGACGAGGAGGCAGUUGGUAGGGGAACUUCCUGCAUAAUUUCAGCUGUAAAGAAUGGUCAAGCACUGCCUCUAUUGAAGAAGUAG
Messenger RNA from Fraxinus pennsylvanica, 1047 nucleotides. The record is from the annotation of a GenBank genome assembly. Lineage: Eukaryota; Viridiplantae; Streptophyta; Magnoliopsida; Lamiales; Oleaceae.